UGUCACAACUUUCAAUCCCACAAUUCAGCGUGGCAGAGCCGGUUUUUUCAAGGCAUCAUGGCGGAUCCCAGAGACAGGGGUCUUCAAGAUUACAGAAAGAAAUUGCUCGAGCACAAAGAAAUUGAUGGACGCUUGAAAGAAUUGCGUGAACAACUGAGAGAACAGACGAAACAGUAUGAAAAAUCAGAAAAUGAUCUGAAAGCUCUACAAAGUGUUGGACAGAUUGUUGGUGAGGUCCUGAAGCAGCUUACAGAGGAAAAAUUCAUUGUCAAAGCAACCAAUGGCCCACGAUAUGUGGUUGGAUGCAGACGGCAACUGGACAAGGCUAUGCUCAAACCUGGUACUAGAGUUGCAUUGGAUAUGACCACUCUGACUAUCAUGAGGUACCUUCCCAGAGAGGUGGACCCCCUUGUGUACAAUAUGUCUCAUGAAGACCCUGGCAGCGUCUCCUACUCUGAGAUCGGAGGCUUGGCUGAGCAGAUCAGAGAGCUCAGAGAGGUGAUUGAGCUGCCUCUGACCAACCCUGAGCUCUUCCUGAGGGUGGGCAUCAUCCCCCCUAAAGGCUGCCUGCUCUACGGACCCCCAGGAACUGGAAAAACACUUUUGGCCAGAGCAGUUGCUAGCCAGCUUGACUGCAAUUUUCUAAAGGUGGUGUCCAGCUCCAUAGUGGACAAGUACAUUGGUGAGAGCGCUAGGCUGAUCCGAGAGAUGUUCAACUACGCCAGAGACCACCAGCCCUGCAUCAUCUUCAUGGAUGAGAUCGAUGCCAUAGGUGGUCGUCGUUUCUCUGAGGGGACGUCUGCAGACAGAGAAAUCCAGAGGACACUGAUGGAGCUGCUGAACCAAAUGGAUGGCUUUGACACCCUGCACAGAGUGAAGAUGAUCAUGGCCACCAACCGUCCAGACACGCUGGACCCUGCCCUUCUAAGGCCAGGGAGACUGGACCGCAAGAUCCACAUCGAACUGCCCAAUGAGCAGGCUCGGAUGGACAUUCUGAAGAUACACUCUGGACCAAUCACUAAGCAUGGAGAGAUGGAUUACGAGGCCAUUGUGAAGUUGUCUGAUGGAUUUAAUGGAGCUGAUUUAAGGAACGUGUGCACUGAAGCAGGUAUGUUUGCAAUCCGUGCUGACCAUGAGUAUGUGACCCAGGAAGAUUUCAUGAAGGCCGUUCGCAAGGUUGCAGAUUCUAAGAAACUGGAAUCCAAGCUGGACUACAAGCCUUUAUGAUAGUACCACCAACCAACCUAUCAGGAAAUAUAUGGUAAUUUGAGUCUGGAAAGAGUGAAGGAACAGACGACAAAAGCAAACAUAUUUGUGGUUUUACUGUAUUCCAAAUGUAUAUUUCAAAGACAUCAUUUAAAAUGUUUAGCUAAUACAGACUUGUGUGGUGAAAAAUAUGGUUUGGUUUUUAUUUCCGUAGUUUGCAUAAGAAUACAUAUUUAAAUAAGCUGUCAACCAUCUUAUAUCCAAUCAUAUGAUUAUCUUAAUGCCCAUUCAGAGGUUACUGAGCAAUACACCAGUCAGUGUAAAAUAUCCUUAUGGAUUUUUGGAAUUCAGACUCAAAACCACAAUGUCAUGUACUUUUCAUUUUUGCAUUUGGCAGUUUCACUAGUCUGAUUCAAGAAAUGGUUGAGAUUUAUGGCUGACGUUGUGCCAUAUUAAAGUUUGUCAUAACUCCACUAAAUGGUGGAGAAGACAAAAUGGAAAGUACUGACUUAAAUUGCAGUUGCCACAAACAUUUUUAGACUUAGAAAUUAAUUAUAUGAACCCAUUGAUUCUUGAAGAAUAUAACUUAUAAAUGCCUCAUGAGCUUAGUUCAACUGUCGUACCCCAUCAGAACCCAAAAUAUAAGGUUGUUUUACUCAUGUUUGUAAACAAAGUAAAUGUAAACAAACAUUAUAUAGCCUCAUUUUGAUAUCAUGGCAGGUCAGUCCUUGCAUCCAUAGCUUUGUCUUUGAAUUUGAGCAGUUACAUUUCUGCAGCCCCAUCCCUCAGCUUUUUUACAGAAAUAGCUACGAGACACACUUUGUUAUUGUUUCAAUUGCUGAUUGCUGCUUUAAAAUGCAUCGUAUGACUACAGGUUAACGUGCCUUGUCGUUGACUGUAAAUGUCUUCACUGGCAAGCAUAAAAAUUUUCCUUCUGUCUUUGAUCUUGAAUUUCAGAAAAGAUUCCCCUCUAAAACUACUGCUGCAAUAAAAAUGGCACCCAAUCAAUAUAUAUGCUGUCCUAUUUCUUGAUCCCAAGAAGGUGCCGCAUGAUGGAAAAAUAAUAGCUCCAACAUGCUUUCAAUCAACUUCUUUUAAGUUAUGGAAAACAUAAUCGAAUGUGGGAACGCCAUAAAGAGCUGUUUUGCACCCGGUGAGGCAGCCACAGUGUUUGGUCGCAGCUUGUGUGUUUACUGUUCAAAUUACUUUUGGAUGUAUGUAAAUUGUCUUCUGUCUCUAAAUGUUGUUUAUCACUAGCUGCACCAUAUGACCAAGUAACAUUCUGAGUAUGAGUAAAAGUAUGGUGCCUUCAGAUAGUAUUCAUACCCCUUCACUUAUUCCACAUUUUGUGUUACAGCCUGAAUUCAAAAUGGAUUCAAUGUUUUUUUUCCCACCAAUCUACAUGCAAUACCCCAUAAUGACAAAGUGAAAACAUGUUUUUGGAAAUGUUUGGUAAUUUAUUGAAAAUGAAAUGCACAAGUAUCUCAUUUAAGUAACUAUCCACACCCCUGAGUAAAUACUUUUUGUAGAAGCACAUUUUGCAUUGAUUACAGCUGUGAGUCUCUAAGAGCUUUGCACACCUGGAUUGUGCAACAUUUGCCCUUUUUAUUAUUUUUGAAAUUCUUCAAGCUCUGUCAAAUUGGUUGUUGAUCAUUGCUAGACAACCAUUUUCAGGUCUUGCCAUAGAGUUUCAUGUAGAUUUAAGUCAAAACUGUAACUCGGCCACUCAGGAACAUUCACUGUCUUCUUGGGAAGCAACUCCAGUGUAGAUUUGGCCUUGUGUUUUAGGUUAUUGUCCUGCUGAAAGGUGAAUUAAUUUCUCAAGUGUCCGUUGGAAAGCGCUGAAACAGGUUUCCCUCUACGAUUUUCCUUGUGCUUGGCUCCGUUACGUUUCUUUUUUAUCCUGAAAAACUUACCAGUCCUUAACGAUUACAAGCAUACCCAUAACAUGAUGCAGCCACCACUAUGCUUGAAAAUAUGGAGAAUGGUAUUCAGUAAUGUGUUCCUUUAGUGCCCCCUUGUUGCAAACAGGACGCAUGUUUUGGAAUAAAAAAAU
Messenger RNA from Oncorhynchus kisutch (coho salmon), 3262 nucleotides. RefSeq names its product 26S proteasome regulatory subunit 10B. The record is from RefSeq and is a predicted model, not a curated record. Gene Ontology annotation, molecular function: ATP binding; ATP hydrolysis activity. Bases 58 to 1227 code for a protein of 389 amino acids. The transcript is spliced from 13 exons. Lineage: Eukaryota; Metazoa; Chordata; Actinopteri; Salmoniformes; Salmonidae.